Molecule: messenger RNA, 3309 nt
Organism: Trichomonas vaginalis G3
Lineage: Eukaryota; Parabasalia; Trichomonadida; Trichomonadidae
Product: pecanex family
Exons: 1
Coding region: 1-3309 (1102 amino acids)
Source: RefSeq, a predicted model, not a curated record
AUGAAUUCCGAAGAAUUAAGUGAAGUUAAUGAACAUAAACGUCUUAUAUUUCAAUGCUUUUGCUUUGGGUACACACCAGGAAAUCGAGUUGCCGUACAACUAACGAGAUUAGCCGUCAUGGUCUUGUUUAUGCUCUGCCAUAUUCCGAUACAAAGAUAUAAAUGGAGUAAUUUCACAUGUUUACUAUUUUCACUGAUAUACUCAUCGAUUAUCGUAAUCUUUUUAUUAAUAUUAUACUUUAUUUCCAAAUUGGUCAAUAAAACUUUCGAAAUGUCAUCAGACUCGCUAGAAGAUAUACCUACGGAGAGUCCUCCCCCUGGGAUAUCCAAGAUUCUUUGGGCCCAGAGGAAUCUCUAUUCAUUUGAAGAAGAUAAAUUACAGCAAACCGCCUUUGAUCUUAUCAACUCCGGAUUCCAACCAAGCGAAGUAUACGCGUUAGCCGAAUUCAUGAAGGAUUCGAUUGCCGGAGAAGUCGCACAGAAACAUAAAAACGAAACAAAACAUAAUUAUCUAAGAAUAGGAUCAAAAAUCAUGAAAUUCCCAUUGUCCAACAAAUCCUUUUUCGAGUUUUUUCCAUUCCCACGCAAUUUAUUCUACAUUUUAUUGGUUUAUAUUUCAUUAAUAAUCCAACUCUUUUUAGUAGCAAAAGAAUCGCAUUUAUUCCCAAGUAGAGACUACUUCUGGCUCUGUAUUGUAUCAGGAGCCUGUAUUUACUCAACAAUUCAGCCUCCUCCAACAGAAUAUUACUCAUUAACUUACGGACAUUUAGAAAACGGAAUUGCUCGACCAUUUUACCUUUCUUUAGUUCUAUUCUUUAUGUAUUUAACAGAAAAUCUCUAUAAUUUCGUUCCAAAAAUUGUUUCCCAUCUUAAUUUAGAUAUUUCAUUAGAUUACGACUCAUUUGUACCAUUUCUGAUCAAUGUAUUCAAGAUAUUUAUAUACGCAGCCCCUUUAAUCAGUAUUUGCAUGCUUUUGCAGCCAUCUCUUGUAAUUUUAUAUCUUUUAGAAGGAAUUAAUAGAUUUGUACUUGGUUAUCAAGGUUCACCAUCAUUGUUAUUAGGUAUUUUGCAGACAAUCAAAGGAGUUUUGGUUGGAAUUAUAUCUCAUUUUAUUUAUAAGUGGAAUAAUAAGUUUAAUACAUGCGUAUUGAUUAUAGUAGCGUUUGUAGUCAUUAAUAUACCAUUUAUUCGUUUCGAUUUUAGAGAAUUCCUCGUUUUUGUGUGGAAUUUAAUUUUAACUACAGGAUUUUCGAUUCUACACACUUUUUAUUACCAAAAAGAUGCCAACCGUAUUGUAGCAACUGUAGUUAUUCUAUUAGAUGCAGCCGCUUACUAUUGUUCGACAAAUGCUCAAUAUAAUUUAAUUUUUAUCAGGUUUGAGAGGGAUACGAAGAUUGUAAAUAAGAUAAUUUACUUUGUAUCAAGACUUGUCAACCAAUACGUCCUUUGUUUCUUGAUUUUUAAGGAAAUUUUGGAAGGAAGUAAAUAUCCAACAUGGUUAUAUGGAAUUUUCGUUUCAAACAUGAUCAAUGUUGUAUCAUCAAACACUCUGUGCUUCGCCGUAUCAUAUACAUUCAGAAAUUUGUUGGAAAUUGAUUUUCAUACACCAAUUUUCGAUUAUUUCUUAUGUAAUUGGCUCGCACACAAAGCAAUUAAUGCGUAUAGCAUAAUAUACAUCUUUUUAACCAAGAGAACUGCGUUUUCAGCAAGAGAUGACGAUACAUUUGAAUUUGAUGAGGCUUUAGGUAAUACUAUAGGUAUUAUCGGCAACCAUGUACCUUUUAUUGAUCGAGUAGUCAACGUUCCUCAGGUAUUUGUCUCAAUUUUGUUGAAUUUUUUAUGGAACACAUUAAAUGCAGACAAAAAUUACGGAGUAACCGAAUUUCUCAUGGCCCCGCGACCAAAUGUAUUCUGGUCUGCGUUUCCGAGCCAUUCAAGUGUCGGAAUUACGAAAUUAGACCUGAAAGAGUCUCCUGUUGAAGGUCCUUCCUUUAUGUUAUGCUACAGAUUCCUUCAGAAAUGGCUCUGUUAUGCCGUACAAUCGGGAAUGUUAGGUCUUGUCGAUGAAAAUUCAAUUUACUUGUUUAAAUCGGAUAAUUGUGAUUUUUUCGUGCAUAUUAUAUCACUGACUCCGUCAGCCGUAUAUUUCCAGCUCAGAGGACUCGAAUUAGACCAAGUUGGCGCAUGUCAUACGAAAGAAAGCAGAUUUUUGACUGAUAUCCAAGCGCCAUGGAAUUGCUUUUACCUGGGAUUAACGAUGCUUAAUACGAACUUUAAUUUAAUCAAGCCUAAUAUUGAAAUGAUGUUUUAUCAAAUUCGUAAAACUGAUUUGAACUCAGUACUCUUGGUUUACCAUUCAAACUUAGAAAACGCAAUCGAUGGGAUACUCACUGACUUCUGUAUGCGAAAUGUUGACAUUUUACACCAAGUAGAAACAAAUUCAGAGGAAGAUUUACAAAACGAUCAAUUUCCUCAGAAUUUGGGAGAAUCUAGAAAUAAUAGUAAUAUUGACCCUGAUCAUCAUGAAAGUGAAGAUCAAUCUGAAAACAGCCAAAGAGAAGAAAAUAAUGAAAAUCAAAUGCAAAAUCAAAAUCCUGAACCACAAAAUCAGAACCAUGAAGAGCAAAAUAAUGCUGGUAAUCCACAAAAUCAGCCUCAAAACCCUGAAAACUCAGAAAAUAAUGAGAUUCAUCCCGAAAUCAAUGAAAGAAUCAACGAGCGAAUCAUAGCUAUAUCAAGAGAAGUUAAAAGGUUGAUUUUCAACUACGAACCAGGCUUCCAAAGGCUAAGUUCUUUAAAUACGGAAAAUUUUUAUUAUUUAUUCUCCGGAAAUACCAGCCAUACUCUGAAUACAUGGUUAGUUAACCAUGAACAUUUGAUGUCCAGGAUAGUUAGACCCACAAUUCAAACGAUGUUUCGAGAAAUUAUUAAUUCAAGUCUCAAUAUUGAACUUGAAGAUUUUCAGUUAGCAGUUGUUGCAUCCAUUGACAGUAUAGAGUUCAAACGAGCCAUAGAAAAAAGAAAACCUGUUAUUCUUACGAUGAUAUUUGACAGAGAAACCCGUGAAGUCAAAUCAGUUAUAUAUUACAACUCUGUAUCCCAAUUCCAGUGCUUUAAGAUGAAUUCUUUUGACGUUUUUUCAUUAUGGGCAACGGAUAUUUUUGAAAAAACAAUAGGCGUGCAAGAAAUUGAAAAACUACAGUCAUGGUAUAAUUUAACAAAGCAUGUCAUUAGCGCUGUUGAUAGACCUUUUGGAACUGUCGCUUAUGCUUCUCCUGUUGGAGUUUCAUAUAAUAAUUUUAUUGUUUGA